AACACACUGCCAGUAUAAAUGCAUGCUGGUAUCCAUGGAGAGCCCGUCAGUGUCCCUGGUCACAUUAUUUUGUCAAGAGUCCUAGUAACCCUUAGUAACCAACUGUGGACUUUGAAAUACAAAUGAAGAGGAAGACGUGUGAAUCUAAGAGGAGUAACUAUAUAUCCAUGCAAAUAUUACUUGAAUUAUUUUGGAAGAUUUUAGAAAAAUAGUGUUAUAUUUCCAUUUUGGUUGUUUUUUCCUUUACAUACAUACUGGUCCUCCAUGUUGCAUUUUGUUGUGAAUGAAAAAAAUUGUUCUUUUAUUCAAUUUGCUUUAUUACAUUUUGGCUGAAUAUUUGGGAAUCCUUAAUUCAUUGGGACUCAUAUCACACUGGACUGAUCAUACAAUACAGUGGGUGAGGUGAGAGACAGAGGACCCAAGUGCAGACAGGAGGUAUGCGUCGUGGUGACUGGUUGGCAUGGCCCGGAGAGGCUCAGAGACGGGAAGAAAGGAGAACAGAGGCCAGAUUGGCUCAGGGUCUACAGAGACUCGACCAGGCCAAACAUUAUCAUCUCAACUCACUGACCAGAGAACAGCAGAGACUACAUAGAGAUCUCAUCUCCAUGAAAACAGGUAACCCCUGGAAAAGAGGACUUCACAGUUUAGGCAUACAAACCACGAACCAUGAUGUUGGCCGACCUGCUCCAUCAUACAAAAGGACACUGUUACCCAUAAUCCCACUGGCAGGCAGAGAGAUUGAAAGUCACAGGUCAAUGAAACCCCAGCCAGUAUCUUCGCUGCAGGCUCGUGUUCAGGAGUUUAUCAGCAAUGGGGAGAAAAGGGCAGAACAUUCCACAGAAACGUUCUGCCUGCCCGACCUUACACAACAGCCUGUCACUUCUAUAAGCACUACAACCACAAAAAGAGAAGAGAGCAAGGAAAAAGAGAUGGACGGAGAACAUGAGAUGCAGAAAGACACAGAAAAGGAAGGGCGCAUGAAGGUUGGAGAAGUGUUGAGGAACAGAGAAAAAGACAUAGAGAAGGAGUGGAUGCUACUAAAAGAGAGAGAUAAUGAAAUAGAAGCUGAGAUAAAUUGGAAUAGAUGUCCAUCAUUUUAUGAUUAUUUUCCCUCUGAAAUGUUAGCUCCUGAUGGGCAUUUAAGAGCAGUUCACACCCUACCAAACUUUGCCCAGGCCCUGUCUGAAGCACGAAAAGCAAGAUACAUAAGACACAGAGGACAACCACUGUGUGAGCGUGAACUCACCAUCCGUGAGAUAUUUUCACAGGACCCUAAAGAUACACCUGCUUUCUGAGACAAACUAAACAAGUGGUUUUCAAACAUUUUUGCUUCAGGAUUCAGAUUUUAUAUUGGAUGUAAAAUUGAGACCCAACACAGUGCCAAAAUUGAUAAUCACUGAAAUUCCAUUAAAAACAAAUACGGUACAAAACGUGUUUAAUCCAUCACGACUUUCUAUAGACACAAUGUCUUUUUUAUACUGUACAAACUGUAUAUUCGAUCCCCUAAACCUCACACUACCCCUCACACAAACCUUUCUGCAUUUCUAGAACUUUCAA
This is a messenger RNA of Triplophysa rosa, 1557 nucleotides long. RefSeq lists its product as uncharacterized. The transcript has 5 exons. The coding region runs from base 438 to 1295 and encodes 285 amino acids. The record is from RefSeq and is a predicted model, not a curated record. Lineage: Eukaryota; Metazoa; Chordata; Actinopteri; Cypriniformes; Nemacheilidae.